UCUCAGUGGGAGCCAACAUGCUGCCAGCCGUCCUGAAGCUCUGCUGUGGAAUCACAUACCCACAUCUACGGAGCAUGGCAGGUCUGCAGCGAGCAGCUCUGGUGGCGUUCGGCCAGGAGAUCGCACACUUGCAGAGCAGAGGACAAAUCGCCCAUCCAGGAUGGAGCCCUUUGAGGUGGACUGGAAAGACAGAGGCAGCAGAGCAGAGGGCGGCUGCAUUGGCCGAUGAGGACGUGUUUUAUCUGAAACAAGGAGAAGCAGCUCUGGAGGAAGCUCUGAUGAUCGUGGAGUCUGAGGACGGAUGGAAACUGGAGACAGCCGAGAAGAAUGGAGAUGUGAUCUAUAGUAAAGUUCUCACGGGCAACAGGAAGGUUUUCCGAUUAGAGGCCGAACUGAACGCGUCUCCGGAGGAACUUCACGACAUCUUGUUCUUCAGAAUGGAGGAGAUGCACGAAUGGAACCCCAGCAUCAGGCGCAUCAAAGUGCUGAAACACGUGGGCAGAAACACCAUGGUUACACACGAGGUUUCGGCGGAAACGGCGGGAAACCUGAUUGGCCAGCGGGACUUUCUGAGCGUCAGACAUUGGUCCAAGCGCGAGUCACGUGUUUAUUUGGGCGGAGCCGCGACGCGGUUGGAGUCUCUGCUGCCUCAGCCGGGGUUUGUCAGAGCUGAAGACGGUCCCACCUGCAUCAUCCUGCAGCCGCUUCAGGACCGACCCGACUGUAGUCGCUUCAUCUGGCUGCUCAACGUGGACGUCAAGGGUUGGCUCCCGCAGUCACUAGUGAACAAGGCUCUUCCUCAAGCACAAGCGGACUUCACUAAACACCUGCGGCGCCGGCUGGCCGCUUAAAACCCAGAAAACAACAGAUGCUGAGAUUCAGACAUCAACACCGACGGCAGACGACGAUAUAGGAAGACAAACAUGCAACAUACACCUCAGACCAACAGUAUCAAACUCAUCUUAUCAGAGUAGAACUAUAUGAAAUUGAUUUGACAAUAUAAAAUGACAAUAAAAAAUAUUUUU
Onychostoma macrolepis is the source of this 1025-nucleotide messenger RNA. RefSeq names its product steroidogenic acute regulatory protein 2 (gene star2). Bases 18 to 851 code for a protein of 277 amino acids. Gene Ontology annotation, molecular function: cholesterol transfer activity; cholesterol binding. Gene Ontology annotation, biological process: intracellular cholesterol transport; steroid biosynthetic process; regulation of steroid biosynthetic process. Gene Ontology annotation, cellular component: mitochondrion; mitochondrial intermembrane space. Lineage: Eukaryota; Metazoa; Chordata; Actinopteri; Cypriniformes; Cyprinidae. The record is from RefSeq and is a predicted model, not a curated record. The transcript has 7 exons.